Lates calcarifer (barramundi perch) is the source of this 4296-nucleotide messenger RNA. RefSeq lists its product as uncharacterized. The transcript is spliced from 20 exons. Bases 340 to 4239 code for a protein of 1299 amino acids. The record is from RefSeq and is a predicted model, not a curated record. Lineage: Eukaryota; Metazoa; Chordata; Actinopteri; Centropomidae.
UUAGCCAGGUGUUUACACUGUAAAAACACACUCAGCUGGUCAGGUGUUCACAUUGUAAAAAGAAAACAUCCAGAUUUUUGUGAAAAAAUUUUUUAUUAACAGAGUCAGUUUGAUUGACAGCUCAUGUCAUUUCCUGUUGGUAAAUUAAUCAGUUCCCUUUUUCUACCUCAGGGACCAGUUUGGUUUGAAGCUCCACCUGUAAUCAGACUCAAUCACCUUCAGCUGGGACUGUCCCCUCUGUUACCAUGACGACAAGGUGAUUAGCUCACCUGGCUGCAGAGGGGAAAUCUCCCUCCACAGACACAGAGACACAGUUCAGUUUUCUGUUUCUGCUUGAACAUGAAAACUGCUGCUUUCAUCAUCGGACUCAUCUUUAUCUGCUGUCAGUUCACAGAACAAACAGCAGCUGAAGGAUUCAAGCAAACUGUUGUUCAGUCAGAGUGUCGGGACCGUUACUUGUGGAUCCAGGUGACCUCGGUACAGAUGCCUCGCUUCGAGGCUGUAGAUGGAAAUGGUGUUCACUCAAUCAGCGAGCAGCUCGCCUCACACUGUGGUUACACCAUCAGCACCUUCAAGAGGGACGGCUUCACCACCUUCAGAGCUUCAUACUACUCCUGCUUCACCCAAAGCCAGAACGACGAGGUGUUCACCUUCAGAUUUAAUGUGAUAGUGAGUGACGGCAGUGGUGGGUGGCUCAGCCACCUGGUCUCUGAAGUCUGUUCUGGUCUGAUCUGGACUCACAGAGAGAUCAUCUGUGAGGAGGACUACAUGGAGGUGAACGUGGAUAGAGAGUCUUCAUGUGGAGGUCAGUGGGGGGAGAGUGGACAGGUGUGGCAAGCUGCCCUCUCUCAGGCCAAGAGGACGGCAAGUUCAGUCUGGCAGCUGAUGUUCCUGCAGAGUGACGGACAAGUUUCCUCCAUGUCCAUCAGUGAGGCCCAGAACCGGGGCUACAGCCUGACCACCACCGCCCAGAGGGUGGUGCUUCGAUCCUCAUACAAACAGUCGCACGCCCAGGUGAUAACGGUGGAUGGCAUCCCUGUGGAGGUCAUACAGAUCUCUUUGUUCUUUAAGAAGAAGCUAACAGUGGUAAUGAUCGACAUGUCCAUGGCCUGCACAGUCAAUUCAGGUUCUUUUGAUGGUGCCUGGCUGCUCUGGGACAUCCCCUGGGUCAUGACCCCUCUGGUCGAGAGAGUAGCGACGUUUGAAAGUCGGAGCCUUGGUGUGGGGGUGGAGGGUGUCCUGCUGGAUGAACCCACUGCCACCACCAGAGGUUUCAGUCUGGUCCAGCAAGGAAGAUUAGUCCAGAUCGGGGUUCCUUUUGGGGCAGAGGGCGGCUACUGGAAGAGUUUAGUGGUGAACAACAUGUACAAGGAGAGGUACAUGAUCUUCGUGCUGUACGAACACAUCUUCUCUCUGCUGUACGAAGACGGCAGCAGCAUUGACACCAGACACCGAAUGCUCAGAGAGCUCGACACACCGCUGCUCUGCCGUCCACCCUUCAGCCUCGACCAGACCAUCAGUGAUGACCAGGUGUUCAGCAUCUACCUGGGAAACAUUCCUGCUGAUGUCAUUUUAGAAGAAGUGUGGAUCAACAGAAAGCAGUUGAUGAUAGCAGAGAGCAUAAAAGGAGGCAUCAGCAUCAGUCCUGUGGUUCAUGCUAACGGCAGCCGAGCCUACAAGCUCCAGCUGCCCUUUGAAGACAACGUUGUCCACUGGAUGUACUUGGGUGGAGGUGUAGUGCAGUACUCCAUAGAUAUAAACUUCACUUUAACAAUAAUGCCCCAGAGAGACUCCUACCACCACCACACAUCCAUCACAGCACAAGUGUUCGAUGCAUUCCCUCCAGAGAUCACAGCUCAGUGUUCUGAUGGAGGAAUCGCCUUCAGUGUGGUUCGACCGCCUCGAGCCAAGAGUCUCUGGGAGGUGGGUGUCAACCAUGAGCCUCUGACAUCACAGCUGGCAGCCCAGAGAGGGUACCACCUCCACAACGAUGCCCACAAAACCACCCUGGAAGUCCCUGUGUUCUCCAUUGGGUACACAUAUGAAGGCAUCAACCUGGCAAACUUUUAUGGAACAUUUAAGCUUCUUCUGAGAGACUCCAAAACACUGGAGGUCCAGACGUCCACCUCCAAACGCUGCCUCUUCAAAACAGAGGAUAUGAUGGUCUGUUCUGCAGACGGGACCAUGACAGUGGUAACAACUCUUACAUCCACCUGGCCCAUGGUGCAGCCUGAAAGAACCAGUCUGCUGGACCCCACCUGUGAACCUAAACAGGUUGACGGAUCAAGAGUCCUGUUUGAGUUCAAGGUGGACUCCUGUGGGACCAGAGCCAUGGUUGGGGAGUCGUACAUGGUCUAUGAGAACGAGAUCCUCCAUGACAGACAGCUGAUUGUGGACGGACCAAACUUCAUCUCCAGGGAAUCUCAGUUCAAGUUGACAGUGAGGUGUUUCUAUCCACUAAGUGGAGUCAACAGACUUUCUGUGGACAGGAUCUUCAGAUCAGAGACUCCCGGAUUUGGCUCAAUCAAAGUUUUUGAGAGCCUUAAAGAUUCAUCAAAUAAAGUCGAUGCUCAUGACUGUUCACAUCAGGAUUCUGGAUAUACCAUCAGUACCCCAACUAACCAGGUCCAACAAACUCCUGCAGCACGUGGAAUCCUGCCUCACCCUGCCAUCAGGCCUCAGCCCAAACUGGGAUCCAGCCACUUCAUUAGAGUACCAGGAGGACAUAACAAGCUGGUCUCAUACUCCAAAGAACUCCAAACUUUCCCAAUCCUGAAUCCUUCUCCUGAUCCCCAAACUGUUGGUGCCUACCAAGUCCCUCAGCAGAUUUCAUCUCAUCCUGGUCAUCUCAUGUCCAAGACAGAGGGCCAAAAUAUAUUCAACCCUUUAUCUAGUUUUGCUCCCAGGUAUGACCAGGUACUACACAGCAGCAUCCAGCUGUCAAACCUCAACACACCAAGCCUCAACUUUGCAGGAAUGAAAGGUGAAAAUUCAGGACCAAGAGAUGAUAUCCCAGCCUUGGUCUUGGAUUCUUUAAGUGGGACUCCUGAUUCUCCAGUUUCUGAACAAUUGCAAAGUAGCUUGGGAAGCUCUGCUCAGAUUCUGAGCCAUCACGGGUCCUCAGGUGGUGGGACAGAAAUGGCAAACAUGGAGGAGAGGGCGGCCAGCCAGCCUCAAAGUCUGUAUGAUCCUUUUCAAGCCUCCAAUCUUCACCAAGACCUUCAAUCACCAACUCAGGACAACCCAGACCUACACAGCAUAACCGGUAGCAAACUAAUCCUGCCCAGCAGAGAGCGGAAAUAUGUUCCUGCUGAUACCAAACACAAAAAUACCAUUCCUGAUUCAUCUAGAGGAACUCAGGACUCUGUCAGCAAUGAGCUGACAUCUACUGCAACCAGCCAAGUUGACCCUAACCUGGAGAGAACUGGGUCCAUUGAAAGGAGGAAUAUAGAGACAUUUCAGUCCAGAGUGCAGAACAUCAGAGUCAAACCUACGACCAAAUUUGUGUCUUCUGGACAUCUGAACCAUAAACCUGUCAUCAAACAAACAAAUGCACAAAUCUUUAAUCCCUCCCAGUAUAGUACUGGUCUGACAGCUGUCAGCAAUGAUGGGAACCACUGGACGUCCCAGCAGCUUCAAGACCACAGAGGUCCAAACACAAGACAGGAACAUUUGCCUGGAAAAACAGGUUUCCAAAAACUGAAGCAGGAACAAGGUGUUCACAGUUUCCGAGUCAAACUACAUCAAUCUGCAUCAGUGAUCACUGAUCUGUCCCCAAACCAGCAGGGACACCAGCAGAAACCGGUUCAUCAAAAACACCAGCAGAUACUAAUGCAGUCUGUGGCUGAGACAGGAAACAGAGGGGGACAGGAAUUUGCUUCAUCACUGAGAAAUGUCCUUCAUCCAACAGGUACAUCUCACAUUAGAGUCAGACCUGGUCCUGGUUUGUCUGGAGGAGUCCAGAUUCAUUACCAGUCCAGACUGCAGAACCUCCAGAACCCAGACUCUGUCAGCUCCACUCUGCAGAACACUUCAAACAUUCCUGUCAACAUUAGAGAAUAUAAACCAGCUGAUACCAACAUACAGAGCAAUCCCACUGCAGGAGGAGCUGGUUAUACUGGUCCUGAUGGUUCUACUGAUAUGAGUUCAGACCCAGUGAUCCACACAAGUUCAGACUGUGGCAGUCCGUAUGGAUCCAGUGUUCACCAAGGCAUCAUGAGAGGUAAACUGAUCAGCUGAUGAAGACCAGAAACAAAGAGCUUCUAACUGAUUCAAUAAAGGUUCAGUUUGUUCACA